AUGGGUGAUUACAUGCCAGAAUCAGCCAAGGUAGUGGCCCCCGCCAUGGCUGGGAAGCCACAUGAUAACGGUACCGCCAAAGAGCAAAGCGGCGUUCUGUACCACCAGCUUCGUCAAAAGCCUCUCAAUAUCGUUGGUGGCCGGGGGAGCUACCUCCUUACUGAAGAUGGAUUGGAGAUCCUCGACGCCACCUGCGGUGCUGCAGUGUCUUGUCUUGGCCACAGCGACAUGCGCGUGCAUGAAGCUAUAAUGCAGCAACUACAGAAGAUCCCUUACUGUUAUUCGCUUUACUUUACCAACACUGCUGCAGAGAAUCUUUCUAAGAUUCUGGUGGACUCAACAGGAGGAAAGAUGACAAGGGCUUUCAUUGUGAGCUCAGGCACCGAGGCUGUAGAAGCAGCUCUCAAAAUGGCUGUCCAGUAUUUCAUGGAGCUGCCUACUCCCCAGCCACAGCGAGCCAACUUCAUCUCUCGCAAACAGUCAUACCACGGAAACACGCUUGGAUCACUUUCUGUUGGGCACCAUGUUGGCCGGAGGGCUCUCUAUGAGAAGGUCUUAGCAAAGAAUACUGGUCACGUCGCCCCUUGCUACCCAUACCGUGGCAUGAAGACUGGUGAGAGCGUUGAAAGCUACGUUUCUAGGCUAUCCCAGGAAUUGGAGGAUGAAUUCCAGAGGUUGGGACCAGACACAGUCUGUGCAUUCGUGGCGGAGACGAUGGCCGGCGCGACACUCGGAUGUGUUCCCCCUCUACCCGGAUAUCUCAAAGCAAUGAAGGAAGUUUGUGAGCGGCAUGGGGCUUUGUUCAUUUUGGACGAGGUCAUGUCCGGCAUGGGACGCACAGGGACACUUCAUGCCUGGGAACAAGAAGAUGUUGUCCCCGAUUUGCAGACUAUGGCCAAGGGUCUCGGGGCUGGAUAUGCCCCUAUUGCCGGUCUACUCUUGAACAAGCAUGUUGUCGACACUCUGACAAAAGGCACCGGCGCAUUUUCUCACAGUCAAACGUACCAAGGACACCCGGUAUCCUGUGCCGCUGCGGUCAGAGUGCAGCAGAUCAUUCAGGAAGAUAAUUUGCUGCCUAAUGUUCGUGCGAUGGGUGCCUAUCUUGGCCAACUUCUCCAUGAGAAAUUUGAUAGCCAUCCUCAUGUUGGCGAUAUCCGUGGAAGAGGACUGUUCUGGGCUCUUGAAUUUGUCCAGGAUAAGGAAACGAAGGAGACUUAUCCCCCGGCUAAGAAGCUGGCAUGGACUAUUCACGUCACCGGUCUCAAGCCUGAGUAUGCUAUCUCCCUUAUGCCUGGCAACGGUGGUGCGGACGGAGUCCAUGGUGAUCACAUUUGCUUGGCACCGCCGUACAAUACCACGCGUUCUGAGAUUGAGAUGAUCGUUGAACGGACAGCUCGCGUCAUUCAGGAAGUCUUGGGUUGA
Molecule: messenger RNA, 1422 nt
Organism: Penicillium cinerascens
Lineage: Eukaryota; Fungi; Ascomycota; Eurotiomycetes; Eurotiales; Aspergillaceae
Exons: 4
Coding region: 1-1422 (473 amino acids)
Cellular component (GO): cytosol
Molecular function (GO): transaminase activity; pyridoxal phosphate binding
Source: RefSeq, a predicted model, not a curated record